AUGUCCGUCUCAGAGAAGAGCAGCCCCGAACGGCGCACCUUGGAUCAAAAGAUGGGCCAGCUCUCAGCCGUCAUGAUGCCUCUUAUCGAAAUUGGGGCAAUGGGAUUCGCGACCUACGUCUUUCUCUAUUCUUUGUGCAUCGACUACCUUCUUUCGCCAUCGCCUGAUUACCGGUCACGUGGGAUAUCUCCGAGAAGAGGCACUGCGAUCGCCCUCAUGUCCAUCUAUUGUCUUCUUGUCUUGAUAGUACUCCUCACAUGGCUACGAAUGUUACAGGUCAUUUGGACGAACCCUGGUAUUAUCCCAUUAGGACACCCAGAUUCAGAGAAGCAAGACGUGAGCUGGAUGGGAAUGGAAAAAUAUGACGCCUUUAUCUCUGACUACGAGGGUAAUCCGCAGUGGUGUGAUAAAUGCCACAAUUGGAAGCCCGAUCGCGCACAUCACUGCCGCGAGUUGAACCGAUGCGUGCGUCGCAUGGACCAUUACUGCCCCUGGGCUGGAGGAAUCAUCUCGGAGGGAACGCACAAAUUCUUCAUUCAAUUCCUCUUUUAUGGUGCGCUAUAUACAACGUUCUCCUGGAUUCCGAUCGCAAUAUUUCUAGCCGAGCGAAUUCGAGUGAUGGGAAGUAAACCUGGGGUUUGGAUUGCGAUGCUGCCUCUCUGUGGGAUCUUUAUGAUCUUCGCAGUCACAAUGUUCUUCAUGACCUUUUGGAACCAGUCAAUCAACUACACGACCAUCGAGACUCUACAGCGAGGUGGGGUACAUAACAUUGCCAUGUUGGCAACUCGAAGAGAUCCGAAUACACAGAGCCCACGCAGGAAUUCACUGAGCCACAACAGUAGAGAGAAGCCCAACGUUUUGAGGGAGGUCAUACGCAGCGACGGACGUGAAUACGUCGUCUUCCAGACACAGCCUUUUGUCAAUCCUUGGGAUCUCGGCAGCAUGGAGAAUCUGCGUACCAUCAUGGGCAACAGCAUCCUGCAGUGGUUUCUACCUUUCCAGAUGAGUCCAUGCAUCAAUCACGAUGAUGUCAAAGGCCAAUAUGGGUGGAGCAGGGAAGUGUUAGACAUGGCGAGGGAUUGGGAACGGGAUCAUCCGGAUCGACGUAUCACGCUCUUGAGCAACACAAGACGGGGUAGGAGAAGGAGCUCAUAA
Messenger RNA from Didymosphaeria variabile, 1155 nucleotides. RefSeq names its product palmitoyltransferase pfa5 (gene PFA5). The transcript has a single exon. Gene Ontology annotation, molecular function: protein-cysteine S-palmitoyltransferase activity. Lineage: Eukaryota; Fungi; Ascomycota; Dothideomycetes; Pleosporales; Didymosphaeriaceae. Bases 1 to 1155 code for a protein of 384 amino acids. Gene Ontology annotation, biological process: protein targeting to membrane; peptidyl-L-cysteine S-palmitoylation. The record is from RefSeq and is a predicted model, not a curated record. Gene Ontology annotation, cellular component: endoplasmic reticulum; Golgi apparatus.